Messenger RNA from Chelonus insularis, 1025 nucleotides. It is a transcript of the gene cyp33, whose product is annotated as cyclophilin-33. Gene Ontology annotation, cellular component: intracellular membrane-bounded organelle. Bases 107 to 979 code for a protein of 290 amino acids. Gene Ontology annotation, molecular function: peptidyl-prolyl cis-trans isomerase activity; RNA binding. The record is from RefSeq and is a predicted model, not a curated record. Gene Ontology annotation, biological process: protein peptidyl-prolyl isomerization; protein folding. The transcript is spliced from 4 exons. NCBI's taxonomy places the organism in Eukaryota, Metazoa, Arthropoda, Insecta, Hymenoptera, Braconidae.
ACAUUGGUGCAUGAUUAAAAGUCAAAUAAAUUAUCGUUACAUUGUUAUCAAACAAUUUGUUUUAAUUAAUUAAUUGUGAAUAUUAUAAACAAUCGAAAUUAUUAAGAUGAAUAACACAAAACGGACUAUAUAUGUUGGUGGUUUAGCAGAGGAAGUUGAUGAAAAAAUUCUUCAUGCUGCAUUUAUUCCAUUUGGAGAAGUAAUUGAUGUUCAGAUCCCUCUUGAUUAUGAAUCGGAAAAGCAUCGAGGGUUUGCCUUUAUCGAGUUUGAGUUGGCUGAGGAUGCAUUGGCUGCUAUUGAUAAUAUGAAUGAUUCUGAGUUGUUUGGACGAACGAUAAGAGUAAAUAUAGCAAAGCCUCAGAGGAUUAAGGAAGGAUCAUCAAAACCUGUAUGGGCUGAUGAUGCCUGGUUACAAGAGCAUGCUGGAGAAACUUUAAAUAAGGAAGAUGGCAAGUCUGAUAUACCAGUGGUCGUAAAAGAAAAACGAAAUCCACAAGUUUAUUUUGAUAUUACGGUUGGUAAACACGAAUUAGGACGCAUUAUUAUGAUGCUACGUGCUGAUAUCGUUCCUAAAACAGCAGAAAAUUUUCGAUGCCUGUGUACACAUGAGAAAGGUUAUGGAUAUAAAGGAAGCAUAUUUCAUCGAAUUAUUCCAGAUUUUAUGUGUCAAGGAGGAGACUUCACUAAUCAUAAUGGAACUGGAGGUAAAUCGAUCUAUGGUAAUAAAUUCGAUGACGAGAAUUUUGAGCUAAAACACACUGGACCCGGUAUACUAUCGAUGGCUAAUUCUGGACCAAACACAAAUGGCUCACAAUUCUUUUUGUGUACUGCACGAACUGAUUGGUUAGACAAUAAACAUGUAGUGUUUGGUCAUGUUUUAAGUGGUCUAGAUAUACUGAAGAAAAUGGAAAAAUUUGGAAGCAAAAGUGGACAAACUUCUCAAAAAGUUGUAAUAAGUUCCUGUGGCGAAUUAACAUAAUUUUGUAUAUUUUUUAUAAAUAGAUAAAGUAUUUAUUCCAUUUUAA